Molecule: messenger RNA, 2334 nt
Organism: Physella acuta
Lineage: Eukaryota; Metazoa; Mollusca; Gastropoda; Physidae
Product: leucine-rich repeat-containing protein 74B
Biological process (GO): nucleocytoplasmic transport; activation of GTPase activity
Cellular component (GO): perinuclear region of cytoplasm; cytosol; nucleus
Molecular function (GO): small GTPase binding; GTPase activator activity
Source: RefSeq, a predicted model, not a curated record
UCGAAACAAGAUAAGUGUUAUGUAGGCCCGUCAUGCACCGGCCGGGCUGGCUUCUAAUGGCUUGAUCACAGGCACGUCAGAGAUCCGACCUCUUACAGCCGAUUCAAACGUGUUCACCAGCCUAAUGGCGGAUAAAGUCAGCUUAACGACGGCCAGAAGGUCCAGCCAGCAGGAGAUGUUCAAGCGGCAGACAACCCAGGAGCAGGUCUUCAUCACGGUGCCAGACAGGUCACGUGAGGGCUCGCUUCUCCGAGUGACGUCACCGUCACCACCUCCCGAAGAUGACCUGGAUAUGGAAGCAGACAAGAAAGUGAAACCGGAUGUGGACGAGAUCAAGAAGCGCCUCUACCAGCGGGAGUGCACCAAGCUGGGCAUCACGCCCAUAGGCGCCUUUUUGAGGGAGCCCACCCGCACGGAGCUCUCCAUACGUCACUACAGUCUAGGGCCCACUGGAGCCCGGGCUCUCUCUGUGCCGCUCAUGCUGGACUCUACAAUGACUCACCUUGACCUUGAAGGAAACGGCCUUGGCCCUGAAGGUCUGGCUAACAUGAUGGAGAUGUUGAUGGAACACUGCAGCCUAACGCAUCUGAACCUAAAAAGGAACAAACUACAAAGUCGUGGUGCCGCCAUCUUGGCCCAGAUCCUUCAAGUCAACAAACUCAUCGUCAGCCUCAACAUCGCAGCCAACGAGUUUGUGGACAAAGAUGGCGUCGUCUUCGCUGAUCUCCUCAAGGUAAACAACCACCUCAAGACACUUGACCUCUCGGACAAUGAACUUGGUCACCUGGCCGGCCGACACCUGGGCGAGGCUUUAGGUCAGAACGACACUCUGGAGUCUCUGGACCUCAGUUGGAACCAGUUCAGGGAGGGUGGGGCCGCCAACCUGAUGGACGGGGUUAAGGAAAAUGUCAGUCUAAAGACCUUGAACUUGGCCUUCAACUCGUUCAGCCGAGGUGUGUGCGAGAAACCGUUUGACGCUCUGAGCCAGGCCAUCUCUGCCAACAGGUGUCUGACCCACCUGAACGUGUCCAGCAACAGGCUCACAGACCUGGACUUUCUCGUGCUGGCCAGGGCCAUCAAGGACAACGAGAGUCUCCAGACACUCAAGGUCGGUGAAAAUCUGGCCACUGCCAAGGCCGCAGCAGCUCUGAUAUCUGCCAUUUUAUUGGCUGAGAACAGCGGGAUUAAACUCCUGGAUUUAGGGGAUUUACCCGUGCCGAAACCAAGCCUUGAAGACAUCACAGCAUUGGAAGCUCGUGGGGUCAAGGUCGUGUACGGCAGUGUGCACCAGCGAGAAACAGACUUUGACCCGGAAGCUAAAAGACCGGAGGCCGCGCCUAACGAGGAUGCCGAGCCGAGUUCCAGAGCCGAAACACGAGCAGAGGACGGUGCCAGAAGGGUGGAGGUCGUCCGGGGCGAGAGUGCGGGCGUCAGGGCGCUGGGCGUGACGGAGGGUGGUGAUACAGUAACAGCACCUGGUGACGCCACACCUCGUGACUCAACUCCUGCCGACAUGAAUGAGUCAGGGGUCACAGAGGGGGGUCAGGGUGGCAGCGAGGGUUUAUAUCAAGAGAUUUCUGCUCCUGACCUGACUCUUAGCUCUGACCUUGACCCCGAGAUAAACUCUGAACCGGCCAUGAACUCUGACCCUGAGCCGACCAUGAACUCUGACCCUGAAGUCUCUGGGCCAGGGCCAGUUGAUCAAAAGUCUGACCCACAGGGGUCUGCAGACGGGGAAUCGACGGGGGUCGCAGGCACUGAGGCUCACGUGUCAGACAGUGGCGACAAUGGUGCGACAAGUGACCUUCAGACUGACCAGACUGACCUUCAGACCGACCUUCAGACUGACCAGACUGACCUUCAGAGUGACACUCAGGCUGACCAACAGACUGACCAACAGACUGACCAACAGACGGACCAACAGACUGACCAACAGACUGACCAACAGACUGACCAACAGAAUCACUAGCAAGAUGACACUAAACUUGAUUAAUAAGAUCUCCAGAUGAUUUGUACAUCGCGACAUGCAAGUUUACGAUCAUCAGAACAAAAACAACAUCCAUACAACAACAUCCACACAACAACUAUUACACAACCACAACCAGAACAACAUCCACACAACAACUAUUACACAACCACAACCAGAACAACAUCAACACAACAACUAUUACACAACCACAACCACAACAACAUCCGCCACCACACCACACUCACAUACACCCACUUCCACCCUCAGAGCUUGCUAUUUGUGUGUGUGUGUGUGUGUGUUCGUGGGUAAAGGGACCAUUGUUUUUACACAUGUUAUAUUGUAAAUAUUUUGUGUCGAAUAAAAAC